Prorocentrum cordatum is the source of this 1131-nucleotide messenger RNA. Lineage: Eukaryota; Dinophyceae; Prorocentrales; Prorocentraceae. The record is from the annotation of a GenBank genome assembly.
GGCCUUCGCCGGCGAGGCGGGCCGCCCGCGCCACGCGCUGCCCGCGCCACGGGUCGCCCGGGCCGCGAGGGCCACGGGCAGGUCGCGGCGCUGCCCGGACAACCUGCCCGGCGGCUCGGAGAGCUGUGGGUGAAGGACGCGGACGCCGAACCCAGGCCAUUCUACGGCUGGAGCUCGGAGCUUGGCAGGUGGGUCGAGUGGCCACGGGACGGGCUCAAGAAGUGGUGGCAGCAGCCGGGGUACCUGACGCCGAACGGGUACCGCCAGAAUCCCGUCUGGAACAUCAACGACUACAACCUGUGCGUCCUCGAGACCCGCUUCGCGAAGCUGGAGGCCCGCCUGACGCAGAAGCUGAAGGCCAGCGGCAUGACGAUCGAGGAGAUCCGCGCGAGGUCGGAGACCUUCGAGUUCCUAGAGUCGCCGGACAGGCCCAAGGUCACGGACAAGAUGAUGUACCUGCUGCAGGUCAAGGCUCUGCACGACGGCAGGGAGGACGAGCUGAUCGACCUGCGGGACGGCGUCUCGGCGUUCCUGAAGGGAGCGGCGCCACCACAGGCAGACGGCUCCGACCCGGUGUGGAAGGACAUCUGGGGUGGAACCGCAGCAGGCGAGAAUGUGGUGUGGAAUAAUAAGUUGCCCGGGUAUUCCCGUGCGGAUUACGAGAGGGCGACAGGGAAGAAGGUCAAGUACAAGAAGACUGGAUCGGACUGGUACGACGACUACCUGUCGAAGGGCGUCGACGAGCCCGCCGACACGUACCGGCCGAGCUAUGAUGAUAAAAAGGCUGAGAGAUAGGAGUGGCCGGGGACGCGCAAGAGUGACCCUUCGCGGGGGUGAGCUUUGCGCCCCCCCCCUCUCCAGCUUCGCCUUCUCCGCCCUCAGCGCGCGACUGUGUCACCUCCUUCUUCGCUCUCGCCCCGCCCUCGCGGUGGCCAAAGGCCAAAGGGUCACCAAUGGGAAAACGCGCACUCGGGCGGAAUCCGCGGUGACCUUUUCGCCUCGCCCGGCGUCGGGGCUGGAGGGCCCCACCGGCGCCCGCGGUUGUGCGUGGUGGCCGGCGGCACAAGAGACAACUUUUUUCAUGGAGGCGGGUCGCGGACGGCCGCCUCAGCAGCACGCGACGCCUCAAAA